Messenger RNA from Oryctolagus cuniculus (rabbit), 3142 nucleotides. Lineage: Eukaryota; Metazoa; Chordata; Mammalia; Lagomorpha; Leporidae. The record is from RefSeq and is a predicted model, not a curated record.
UCUCGUCAUCACCCGGGAGCCCUGGCGCCUAGGGCCGCCCGCCCUGGAUGAGCGCCUUUCGCUGCGCUUCCCCGGGGGAACGCGCUGGUCCUGCCGCCAGGGACCCGGGCAGCCGCCCAGUGAACGGCAGCACUGGGCGGCUCCGGCGCCCGGGGCAGUGGGCCUGUGGGGGCUCUGGCGGCAGCAGCCCCGGGUAACCCACAGCGGCCUCCCGACCCCGCGGAGGACGCGCCCAGGCUCGCUCUGGAGUCUCUGGGCGCCGCCGGCCCGGACCUGCCACAUGCGAGACCGCCCGGCGCGAGUGCGGGGCGAGCGCGGCUGCCGCUUCCCGGCCCGCGCAGUAAUCGGCAGUAGCCGCAGGCUGGGCUCGGCCGGGGGCGACGCGGGCAGCCCCGUUAGCCUGUCCUGAGCGGCAGGGCGGAGCGCGCCGCCAGCGCCGGGACGCCAGACCUUGUUCCUCUUCCCUCUUCUCAAUUAUAAAUCAUGAAGGAUGAAGAUAAAACAAUUGAAUGUGAGGAUGCAGGCCCAUCCACAGAGAUGAACCACACAGCCACUACUUGUCAAGAAUCGCAGGAGGAGGCAGUUAUGAACCUCAAAGGAAAUGAACCAACAGAAGGAAGCAUUCUAUUGAAUAGUGGUGAAAAAAAGCUGCAAGAAACACCAACUGAGUCAAGUAAUUUACAAAUGCUGAGAGAAAUAUUGGCUUGCCCUCCACAUGGUUUACUUGACAAAGUCAUAACAAAUGUUGUCAUCAUCGUUCUCCUGUGGGCUGUAGUCUGGUCAAUUACUGGCAGUGAAUGCCUUCCUGGAGGAAACCUAUUUGGAAUUAUCAUCCUAUUCUAUUGUGCUGUCAUUGGAGGUAAACUUUUUGGGCUCAUCAAGUUACCCACACUGCCACCACUGCCCCCUCUUCUUGGCAUGCUGCUUGCUGGGUUUCUCAUCAGAAAUAUCCCAGUGAUCAGUGAUAAUGUGCAGAUCAAGCACAAGUGGUCUUCCUCUUUGAGAAGCAUAGCCCUGUCUAUCAUAUUGGUUCGUGCUGGCCUUGGUCUGGAUUCAAAGGCCCUGAAGAAAUUGAAGGGUGUUUGUGUAAGACUCUCUCUGGGUCCCUGUCUAGUGGAGGCUUGUGCAGCUGCUGUUCUUUCCCACUUCCUGAUGGGCUUGCCAUGGCAAUGGGGAUUCAUACUGGGUUUUGUUCUAGGUGCCGUAUCACCAGCGGUCGUGGUGCCUUCCAUGCUCCUUUUGCAGGGAGGAGGCUAUGGCGUUGAAAAGGGAGUCCCGACCUUGCUCAUGGCUGCUGGCAGCUUCGAUGACAUUCUAGCCAUCACUGGAUUCAACACGUGCUUAGGCAUGGCCUUUUCCACAGGGUCUACGGUAUUUAAUGUCCUCAGAGGAGUUUUGGAAGUGGUAAUUGGUGUGUCAGCUGGAUGUCUUCUUGGAUUUUUUAUUCAAUACUUUCCAAGCAGUGACCAGGUCAACCUUGUGUGGAAGAGAGCAUUCCUUGUUCUGGGCUUUGCUGUGUUUGCUGUGUUCAGCAGUGUGUAUUUUGGUUUCCCUGGAUCUGGAGGGUUGUGCACACUGGUCAUGGCCUUCCUGGCAGGGAUAAAAUGGGCCAAAAAGAAGGAAGAUGUUGAAGCAAUUGUGGCAGUUGCCUGGGAUAUUUUUCAGCCCCUUCUUUUUGGACUGAUUGGAGCAGAAGUAUCCAUUGCAUCUCUCAAGCCAGAAACUGUUGGAUUUUGUGUUGCCACCCUGGGCAUUGCAGUAUUGAUACGAAUUCUGGCCACAUAUCUGAUGGUGUGUUUUGCUGGUUUUAACAUAAAGGAAAAGAUAUUUAUUUCCUUUGCAUGGCUUCCAAAGGCCACAGUCCAGGCUGCAAUAGGAUCUGUGGCUUUGGAUACAGCAAGAUCACAUGGAGACAAACAAUUAGAAGAUUAUGGAAUGGAUGUGUUGACAGUGGCAUUUUUGGCCAUCCUCAUCACAGCCCCAAUUGGAAGUCUACUUAUUGGUUUGCUGGGCCCUAGACUUCUUCAGAAACUUGAACAUCAAAAUAAAGAUGACGUUGAAGGAGAAGCUUCUACACAAGCUUAGAGGUGCAUCAGCAGGGAGCUACAAAGGUAGCAGAGCAGCCAGGACUGGAACCACAUGCGAUGCUGGUACUGCAGGCCACAUUAUAACCUGGUGAGCCACAGUGCCAGCCCCUAAGCUCAUCUUUUAAAUUCAUUGUCCAUGAACUAUUUGAAGUACUCUUAUAAACUGAAGAACUUUUAUUGUAUAUAAUGAAUGCUAAGCCUUCAAGAAAUAAUUUAUUCAUUUGGCAACAUUCAGACUUUACAAUGAAUGAAACAAAUUCCUUCUGUAUAUAAAGAGAAAAGAAAAUGAAUCUUGAUGUGAAUGGAAGGGGAGAGGGAGUGGGAAAGGGGAGGGUUGCGAGUGGGAGGGACAUUAUGGGGGGGAAGCCAUUGUAAUCCAUAAGCCGUACUUUGGAAAUUUAUAUUCAUUAAAUAAAAGUUAAAAAAAAAUUCCUACUAUCAUGGAGUUUAUAUAUAUAUAUAUAUAUAUAUAUAUUUAUUUAUUUGACAGCUAGAGUUAUAGAAAGUGAGAGAGACAGAGAGAAAGGCCUUUCUUUCGUUGGUUCACUCCCCAAAUGGCUGCUACGGCUGGAAAUACGCCGAUCUGAAGCCAGGAGCCAGGUGCUUCUUCCUGGUCUCCCAUGCAGGUACAGGGGACCAAGCACUUGGGCCAUCUUCCACUGCCCUCCCGGCCACAGCAGAGAGCUGGACUGGAAGAGGAGCAACCAGGACUAGAAUCCGGUGCUUGUAUGGGAUGCCGGCGCCGCAGGCGGAGGAUUAACCAAGUGAGCCACGGCGCCCGCCCUCAAAAUACUCUUAUUAACUGAAUAUGCACCAGGCAUUAUGCUACGUAUGAUAGCAUACAGUAGUAAACAAGAUAUUCAAUGGCUCUGCUUUUAAUGAAACUUGAAUUCUAGUACUGAUGCUAUGGAGAAUAUAAACAUAACUAAGACACAAAACUUGAAUUCAAGAACCUUACAAGAAAACAUGUACAAAUGGUUGUCAUCCAAAUGAAUCAUUCAGAAGUGUUCCCAGUGGGGAAAUUGAUUAAAAAAAAAAAAAAAAAAAAAAAAAAA